Messenger RNA from Zea mays, 2954 nucleotides. RefSeq lists its product as uncharacterized. The coding region runs from base 743 to 2521 and encodes 592 amino acids. The record is from RefSeq and is a predicted model, not a curated record. The transcript has 5 exons. NCBI's taxonomy places the organism in Eukaryota, Viridiplantae, Streptophyta, Magnoliopsida, Poales, Poaceae.
AACGUACAUGUAUAAGGCUAGCUAAAGAGAUUUAAGGUUUGUUUGGUUCGUGGCUAACCGUGUCACACUUUGUCUAAGGUUAGUCGUCCGAAUUGAAGAACUAAUCUUAGGCAUAAAAGUUAAAAUGUGACAAUUUAGGCAGCAAAUCAAACAUGACACUGUGCGCACCAGGUACGUUUCCCUCUAACUUUUAAGAAAGAAACUACCAAUAUGAAUGGAGUUUUUCUCCAACUUCUCGUCGGUCCGCUUCUUCUCAUGGAUCCGUCCGCCCAGGCCUCCGCCGCCUAGCCGCAGUCGGGCUCCUCCUCUGUUCCACCGCAAGCUCCUCGUCCACGCGCUCCAUUCGUCCCGCCGUUUCUCCUCCCUGCGCCGACGCCGGGCCCACCUUCGCACGCGGCUGUGGGGCCCGCCUCCUCCAGCCACCGCCGUCGGGGUCGUCUUCCUCGCCAUCAACUGCGCCGCGCCGGUCAUCUCGUCUUGUUGCGUCUGGGUGUCGCGGCAGCUGCUGGACGGCGGCGGCUACCUCAUCUUGGUCCUCGUCGUUCUCUUCUUCCUCAACGGGAAGGACAAAGCGGCGGCGGAUUUGGGGUCUUGUCUCCCAAAUUCAAUUCCUCCCCGAAUCUAACCGCCGACGUCGCUACCACGGAUCACCGUGGAACCCUGAGUCUGUCGCGGGUUUUGGCAUGCUAUAGCCGCCAGCCUGCAGCAGCGAUCGUCUCGGUCUUGGGCCCCCGGGCUAGCCAUGUCGUGGGGACGGUUCAGCUUCACUCCUCAGCAGGGGCCCACGCUGACGCGGCGAACGCGGGUGUUCCCUGCGCACAAGCCCGCACCUCGCAACGUGGUGGUCAUCGAUGAGGACGAUGAUGGUGAUGUUAUCAUUAUGGAGCGCGCAGCUGCGCGAGGUUCACCUUCUGCGGCGGCGGCACCAGGAUCUGAAGCGAGGAAAGGGGGCGGCUUCUCUGGUGAUGUGAUCAACAUAGAUGAUGAUGAAGAUGAGAAAGAUGGUACCAGAGGGGAUAAAGCAGGUCCUAGCAUGUCCUGUGCCUCUGGGUCUCCAGUAGCGAUGACCCCAGGCCGGGGUUCUCCCAGGAACCGAUAUGGGUUUGAUUGCUCGUAUGACAGCUCUGAGAGCAAUUUGACCAAAGGAUGGGACUCUGACACUGAUGACGGCUCUGAUUGUGAGAUUUUGGAUGACACGGCUGGUACAGCCCGUGAGAUGUGGGAGACGGCUGCUUCCAGAAAAAAGCCACCUCAUGGUGUCGACGAGUGUGAGGAUGGUGGUGCUACUGCAUUCGCGUCAUGUGCUGGGUUGGAGACACAACCAGGUAAAUACUCUGAGCAUCUCUUUGGUGCUGAACGCCAUCCAGACGAGAGUAUGUCUUGGUUUUACAGUGCUGCAAGCAAGUAUGGCUCUCAAAAUAGUAGUGACAGUACAAAAGAAAGCCCUGGGCAUGCUCAAAGCAGUUCUGGCACUGAAAAGGGUGUCCAUGGCCCUUCUGUGCCAAAUACUGAAGAAUGCUCUAAUGGAGAUUUUUCCAGUAUAAAUGGUAGAGAAAGCGCACAAAAUCGAAAUGGCAGUGGAAAGGAUAUCCCUACUGAAUGCCAUCUCAAUGAUAACAUAUCUCAAAGUUUUAGCGAUGCCCGUAAGGAAGGUCUUCAAAAUAAUACCGGCAGGUCAAAGGAUCACCAUGACCAGUUUUCAGCACCAAAUGUCAAAGAAUGUUCAAUGGUUGGUUCUGAAAAAGCUUCAAGAGGGGUUCAAUUACCUCGCCCUGAUGAAAGCUCUGCCUAUAACUUCGCUCCUGCAAAUAGGUUUUUUUCUGGAAUCUGGUCAGUGGAUAGGAACGAUGGAAGUCCUCCAAUUUUUGUCAGUACUCCUGAAAAGGUUGAUGAGACAAUACCUGAUGAUGUAUAUUCACAAAAGUAUCCAUCACCACCUGAAGCUUCCUACAACACAAUUUUUUAUUCUGCUCAAGAUAAUGGUCUGGCCAAGGGUAAGGAUUUGCUUCAGGAUCCUGAGGAAUUAGGGCGGUUUGCUUCAGUGAUCGGUGAACGUGAAAAACACAAAGAAUCUGUUGAGUACAAGCGAGCAGCAGAGGAGGAAUGGGCUUCAAGACAUCGGCAAUUACAAAUACAGGCCGAGGAAGCAAAGAAAUUGCGAAAGAGAAAGAAAGCUGAAGCUCAACGAUUGCUUGACAUGGAGAAGAGACAAAAGCAAAGAUUGCAAGAAGUCCGUGAAUCGCAGAGAAAGAAUGAAGAAGCUAUACAACUGAAGGAGCGGUAUCGGGCAACGGUCGGAAAGGAGCUGGAAGAUAUAGAAAGGAGACAUUGUGAUAUGACUUCAAUACUGCAUGCGCUAGGCAUCUCAGUUGAAGGUGGUGAGGUUAAAGCCUUCAAGCAAGCUCUUCUGAAAUUCCAUCCCGACAGGGUAUCAAGGAAUGAUAUUUAUCAACAAGUAAAAGCAGAGGAGACAUUUAAGUUCAUUUCGCGGCUGAAGGAGAAGCUACCUCGGCUAUCCUAAUAGCCAUCCCACUCUUUUUUCCACAUGCCUUGGCGCAUCCUCCAUUCACCUGUAGGGUCAAGGUACAGAAUUCAGAGGAUGUUUAUUGGCGUUAUUUACAAGUAACUAGGGCUUUAGCUUGUUAAAUGUGUUUUUGUGUGUGUGUGUGUGUGUUGGGGGUUGGGUUGGGUAGGCAUUCGUGUCAGCUAUGACAUGGGAUGGUAACCACUUCGAUUUGUGAUGGCGAAAUGGUUGUACAUCACCGAUGGCAGAAAGAUCAUUUUUUAAGACCAUCUUUAUUAGUUUAUUCGACAGAAUACCACGGUGUCGUCCUCUGGUUUUCAUACAUCUGCAUUUUGUACUAAAAGGUGUCUAGGAGACAUCAGAACAUCGCAAUUAAAUCAGAUGUAGCCCUUUCUCUAUUGAUGUUACAUAUGCAGCUGCAUCUUUAAUC